UGUCGCCCGCCUCUCUCCAGGCCCUGCUAGGCCCUCGCUGUCUGUGAUCAGGAGAGAGCUGCUGAGCCCUUUGGGGUUCUGUCCCCUUGUGUCGCUGGCCCGUCACCACAGUGGAGGCUGGGAGAGCUGAAUACGGAGCACGGCCAGGCUGCCUUUAUUUCCUCCUCUCAAAACCCAGGCUACUGAAAAGGGAGGUGACCCGAAGCCACCGUCAUGGCCGUGGGGAACAUCAACGAGCUGCCCGAGAGCAUCCUGCUGGAGCUCUUCACCCACGUGCCCGCCCGCCACCUGCUGCUGCACUGCCGCCCCGUCUGCAGCCUCUGGCGGGACCUCAUCGACCUCGUGACCCUCUGGAAGCACAAGUGCCUUCGAGAGGGCUUUGUCACCCAGGACUGGGACCAGCCCGUGGCCGACUGGAAGGUCUUCUACUUCCUGUGCAGCCUCCGCAGGAACCUCCUGCACAACCCCUGUGCUGAAGAGGGGUUUGAGUUCUGGAGCCUGGAUGUGAACGGCGGGGAUGAGUGGAAAGUGGAGGACCUGUCCCAGGAGCAGAGGAAAGAGUUUCCCAACGACCAGGUCAAAAAAUACUUCGUGACUUCGUAUUACCCCUCUCCACCUGCUCCCAGCACCUGCCUCAAGUCCCAAGUGGUGGACCUCAAGGCCGAAGGGUACUGGGAGGAGCUCAUGGACACUACAAGGCCGGACAUUGAGGUCAAGGACUGGUUUGCAGCCAGGCCAGACUGCGGGUCAAAGUACCAGCUGUGCGUCCAGCUGCUGUCGUCUGCACACGCACCUCUGGGGACCUUCCAGCCAGACCCGGCGACGAUCCAGCAGAAGAGUGAUGCCAGGUCUCCCACACGUUCUCCAACUACCCACCUGGCGUCCGCUACAUCUGGUUCCAGCAUGGCGGCGUGGACACCCACUACUGGGCCGGCUGGUACGGCCCGAGGGUCACCAACAGCAGCAUCACCAUCGGGCCCGCGCUGCCCUGACAUCCCACCCCCAUCCCCGGCUACAGAACCCUAGUGGGUAAACUGCUCUCAGAGAAGGGUGGGGCCAGGGACGGGAAAAGGGUGUGCAAGCCAGGUGUGCCCAGACUUUGCCCCUAACUGCCACUUCCUCGACAGCCACACAGCAGGGCAGUGCUCCUCUGAUGCCAACCUGAGGGAUUAUGUGGCAGGCCUUGGGGGGCCUCUAGAGAUGGAGCAUCCAGGUUAAGAGAGUGCAGGGGCUCCCCCAGGCUCUGGGGGGGGGCCUCCAAAUUUAGACAGCAGCCCAUCACAGACCAGACCUGUGCCUCUGCUUGCACAUGCCCAGAGAUCUUCACCCUGAGUUCUCUGGGGCCCUUAGAGCAGGCUCAGGCAAGACGGUGCGGCUGCCUCUGACAGUGUCCAUGCUGGGCUGCAACCAGGACAGAUGUGGGAGGGAGAAGGAGAGGCCUCGGGUGUCCCCCACCCCGAUCCGCUGUGCUAUUCCUAAGUGUCCGCUGCACUCCUGUCUGCCUGGAAGAGGAGGCCGUGGUGCAGAGCCUCAGGCCUGGUCUGUGAUGGACCGGGUGGAUUCAGAGUGGGUGUGUCCAGAGGGAUACAGGUGGUUCCGAAGCCAGAUGGGCAUCAGGCGGGGCAGUGUUCUCUGGAGGGCAUGGGAGCCCUGCACAGGGUGUUCCUGGGAAUCUGGGCUGAGGAUCAGGCCCCAGUUCUGAGGGCAGGGAUGUGGGAGCCCAAAGUGAGGGGGGUGGAGGAUUUUCUGGGGCCGCCUGUCCAGCUCUGUGCCCUGAUCAGAAGCACCAUUCCCAGGAUUUCCCAGCCACCUACCUGGGUUCUGCCUCCCUCCCAGGGGAAGGACCAAACCCUACUGCAUGCGGUCAAAUAAAGGUGUUCUCAGCCCUGCUGCCCCGUGGACAGGCAGGGACAGGUCCAAA
Molecule: messenger RNA, 1921 nt
Organism: Cavia porcellus (domestic guinea pig)
Lineage: Eukaryota; Metazoa; Chordata; Mammalia; Rodentia; Caviidae
Gene: Fbxo44
Product: F-box protein 44
Exons: 6
Coding region: 214-1026 (270 amino acids)
Biological process (GO): glycoprotein catabolic process; SCF-dependent proteasomal ubiquitin-dependent protein catabolic process
Cellular component (GO): SCF ubiquitin ligase complex; cytoplasm
Molecular function (GO): protein binding; ubiquitin protein ligase activity
Source: RefSeq, a predicted model, not a curated record